CUGUUGUUUAUUGGUACAGUGUAAAGACACAUAUUUGCAAAGGCGACGUCGAGAGAGAAUCAUCAUGCAGGUGCAAGGCAAGAUACAUAGCAUCAAGUACCCCAUCUUCGGCAUCGACUGGAAACGAGAUGCACAAGGAAAGCCGUUUGUUGCUAUCGCGGGAGGUGGCGGUGCGGUGAAGUCCGGAAUCAAGAACUGUGUGACGUUGGCUCGCGUGCCGCCUCCAAAGCUGACGUCCAGAGCACCGCCGUCGUUAGCUCCGUAUCUCAUCAUUGACACUGUGGAUGAUUUGGUGUCUGGCGUUGCCAUCGGUAGCAAGGGAGGUCUGAUUGCGCUGACCAUGGGGAGUAAGACGGCCAUUUAUCGCGUCACAAGCGGCGCUACACCCACAGCGAGUUUCGUGGUCGCGUUCCAAACGGACUUUGCAGCCACUGAUAGCUACCAGAACGCAGUCAAGUUCAGUCCAGAUGGCGGGACCAUCGCUACUGGUGGUGAAGAUGGCGUGGUCCGUCUGUGGACCCUCACGAUUCCCCCAUCCAAGUCGGAGGUCGACGUGGACAACAAGUACCGCAAAUCGUUCAAAGUGUCCGCUCCCGUCCUCCUGAACGGCCACAACGGAUGCAUCAACGGUCUGUCGUGGCAUGCUUCUGGCACCAAAGUGGUAUCCUGUGCCAAGGAUGGACAGUGCAUUGUGUGGACUCGCGUCGAGUCGACAUGGAAGAAGGCGGCGACGUUGGGGUUGGCGGGGGAAUUGGACGUCCAAAAGCCCGACAAACCUACCAACAAGGGCAAUUUCAUCUACCGAGGAUGCGCGUUUGUGCCGCGGCGAUUUCCUCUGCAUGCGUCAAAGAAGGACGACGAUGACGACGACGAAAUCGUGACCGUGCAGACGCCGGCGCGGGGGUCGUCGUACUUGACCAAGUGGUCUUGUGUCGUGGACGAUCAAGGGAAGGGCACGAUCGAGGAACUGACAUCCAUUGCAGUCAAAGACACCAUCGUGUGCUCCUUAGCCGUGAGGUUGGUGGACUCGUCUCUGUAGAUUGAGGACAUUCACGGAUGGAUGCAUGUAGUGCCAAGUACGUUGCAACUGGGUCCAGCGACGGACAAGUGCUUAUCCACCGCGUCGAUACAUUGGCCCACCUCAAGACCUUCGCCGCACACUUUUUGCCGUCCACGGGCCUUGCGUUCUUUCCUUUUGCCGCGUACUACCUACGAUUCAUACUUGCUGGAUGAGGCUGAUUGAUGUGUGUAGGGACGCUACCCGCGACCCGCUGGACUUUAUCGACGACUUGUCGCUCAUGUCUGCAUCUGCCGACUACUCUGUGUUCGUCAUUUCCGGCCUGCCACCUUCGUGGUACAUGUACUUGCUGGUGUUCGUCGGCUUGUUCCUGUACCUGAGCUACUUUGCCAACCUCGGCGAUUAUUAGAAAUAGCGAUAAUGCAGGCUCACACUAAUUGGGAGACCUUAAUUUAGUGUUGUAAACCUCAA
Molecule: messenger RNA, 1489 nt
Organism: Aphanomyces astaci
Lineage: Eukaryota; Oomycota; Saprolegniomycetes; Saprolegniales; Verrucalvaceae
Exons: 5
Coding region: 65-1039 (324 amino acids)
Biological process (GO): protein secretion
Cellular component (GO): endoplasmic reticulum membrane
Molecular function (GO): protein binding; guanyl-nucleotide exchange factor activity; GTPase activator activity
Source: RefSeq, a predicted model, not a curated record